Nicotiana tabacum (common tobacco) is the source of this 1854-nucleotide messenger RNA. RefSeq lists its product as uncharacterized. The record is from RefSeq and is a predicted model, not a curated record. NCBI's taxonomy places the organism in Eukaryota, Viridiplantae, Streptophyta, Magnoliopsida, Solanales, Solanaceae. Gene Ontology annotation, molecular function: protein binding.
UUACUUUAGUUUACUUUUUUUUUAAUUUGUUUUAUUUUUUUACAUUUCACAUUUUUUCUUCUUUCUUCGUACUAGUGAGGUUGAGAUAGUAAAGAGAAUAAAGACAAAUUCCCCUUAAACUCCUCCUUGCCAAGUGUUCACUUCGGCCUUUCUCACCUUUUCUUCACCUUUCUUUGUUUGCUCCCUUCAUUGGCCACACCCGAAUAUAUGCUCGUGAACUCAUUUCAAAACCAAUCUUAAAGGUGCUUCUUCUUCAAUUCUCACUGCCCAACAGGAAAAAAAACGAACAGAGAGGAAAGUUUGCAGAAAUGGAUCGUUCAUUAUUCUCUGUAUUCUCAUCUUCUUCUACAAUCCUAUUCCUUACAGUUCUCCAUGUUCUGUUGUUGCAUGCACAUUCAACAACACACUGGCAAGACAUUGAAGUCUUAAAGCAGCUCAAGAAUAGCGUCGACCCCAAUUCAAUGACACCUGGCUCAUGCCUAAUAUCUUGGGAUUUCUCAGUAGAUCCUUGUGACAAUCUCUCCACUGAAAAAUUCACCUGUGGUCUCCGUUGUGACAUUGUAGUAUCCUCAGUUAGCCGAGUCACUGAAGUCGCUCUUGACCAGUGGGGUUACUCUGGUUCGCUCUCCUCUGUCUCUUGGAACUUACCUUAUCUCCAAACCUUAGACCUUACUAAUAAUUUCUUCACUGGUUCAGUACCUGACUCAUUCUCAAAUCUAACUCGUGUUCAACGACUCACUUUGUCAAGAAACUCGUUAUCUGGUUCAAUUCCCAGUUCUCUAAGCUCACUUUCAAACCUUGAAGAACUUUACCUUGAUAAUAAUUUCCUUGAGGGAACAAUACCCUCAACUUUCAACGGUCUCAAAAAUUUAAAAAGGCUCGAAUUUCAAGCCAAUAAGCUCACUGGCGAGUUUCCCGAUUUGGGUCAGUUAAAUAAUUUGUUUUUCCUCGAUGGAAGUGACAAUGCUUUCUCCGGCCAACUUCCGGCGACUUUCCCGGCAUCUCUCGUCGAGCUUGCAACGAGAAACAACAGCAUAGAGGGUAACAUUCCGGCUAGUCUCGCCGGACUGAAUUUCCUACAAGUUCUCGACCUCAGUCACAAUAAAUUCAGUGGGUCCGUUCCGGCGAGUCUCUUCACCCACCCCUCUCUUGAACAGCUCACAUUAUCGUAUAACCAAUACGGGUCGGUUCAACAACCCGGGAACUUCUUAGAAAAUAGUCAGUUGAUUGCAGUAGACUUGAGCAACAAUGAGAUCCGCGGGUUAUUACCCGGGUUCUUGGGUUUAAUGCCCAGAUUAUCAUCAUUAUCGCUAGAGAACAACAAGUUGUCUGGUAUGAUACCCGUCCAAUAUGCAUUAAAAAUGGUGGUGCCGGGUCAAGGGGUAUCACAGUUUGAGAGACUGUUGUUAGGAGGAAAUUACUUAUUCGGACCCAUACCGGGUCCAAUGUUGGAGCUGAAACCGGGUUCAGUAACAGUGAGAUUAGGGGACAACUGUUUGUACCGGUGCCCGUUGAGAUUAUUUUUAUGUGAAGGUGGGGAACAGAAAUCAUUAUCGGAGUGUCAGGCUUUUGGUCCCAUCAUUCCUUGAAUAGUGUGACAAUCUAUUUACUUCGAGGUCCUUAGAUUUUUUUUGUACUACACUAAGUUUUUUUUUGGGUUGUAUAUUGUAUAAAUAGUUUUUUGGAUUUUCCUCCCUGGCUUUUUCUCCGGUACCCUUAUCUCUUCACAUGGGGUUUUAGGUAUGGUCUAGAUGGAUCUAUUGUAUUUCUCUGGGCUGUAGCUUAUAGAGUGUUCUUAUCUUUGUGACAAAUAAAGAUGUCUUAUAUUAGAAAAAAAUGGUUGUGGAGAAUUUA